UCGAGUGGCGGUGGAGCGCGGGAGGCCAGUGGAUGGCGGACCCUCCAGCUUCUUCAGGAGAGACCAUGGACUCCCUGGCGGAGCCUCGGUGGCCUCCAGGCCUGGCAGUCAUGAAGACAAUAGAUGAUUUGCUGCGGUGUGGAAUUUGCUUUGAAUAUUUCAACAUUGCAAUGAUGAUUCCUCAGUGUUCACAUAACUACUGUUCUCUCUGUAUAAGAAAAUUUCUGUCCUAUAAGACACAAUGUCCAACUUGUUGUGUGACAGUCACAGAGCCGGACCUGAAAAAUAACCGCAUAUUAGAUGAACUGGUAAAAAGCUUGAAUUUUGCACGGAAUCAUCUCUUGCAGUUUGCCUUGGAGUCACCACCCAUAUCUCCUGCUUCCUCCUCUUCAAAAAACCUUGCUGCCAAAGUGCACACUCCUGUAGCUUUCAGGCAUUCUUUAAAGCAAGGAAGCAGGUUAAUGGAGAAUUUCUUGACCAGAGAAACUGGUGGUUCUACGUCGGAGUUGUUGAUAAAAGAGAAUGAAAGCAAAUUCAGCCCUCAAAAAGAAGUGAGCACUUCUGCCAAGACCAAAGAGACACCUUCUGUAGAAAAGACAACUCUAGGCUCCUUGGAUGCUAAUGUUCCUGAGACACCCUCUACGUCGACUUUGAAACAAGUUACUAAAGUGGAUUGUCCUGUUUGUGGCGUUAGCAUUCCAGAAAAUCACAUUAAUAAGCACCUAGACAGCUGUUUAUCACGUGAAGAAAAGAAAGAAAGCCUCAGAAGUUCUCUUCACAAAAGGAAGCCAUUGCCCAAAACUGUAUAUAACUUGCUUUCAGAUCGUGAUUUAAAGAAAAAGCUAAAACAGCAUGGAUUAUCUAUUCAAGGAAAUAAGCAACAACUCAUUAAAAGGCACCAAGAAUUUGUACACAUGUACAACGCCCAAUGUGAUGCUUUGCAUCCUAAAUCAGCUGCUGAAAUAGUUCAAGAAAUUGAAAAUAUGGAGAAGACUAGGAUGCGUCUUGAAGCUAGUAAACUCAACGAAAGCGUAAUGGUUUUUACAAAGGGCCAAACAGAAAAGGAAAUUGAUGAAAUUCACAGUAAAUAUCGUAAAAAACAUCAGAAUGAAUUUCAGCUUCUGGUGGAUCAGGCCAAAAAAGGAUACAAGCAAGCUGUUGGAAUGUCAAAAAAAGAAGUAACAAAAAAAGAAGAUGAAUCUCCAAAAAAGCUAUUAUCUGUAUGCAUGGGAGAGGAAGAUAAUAAAACGAAAUUCUCGGAUGUGCCCUUGGUAACAAACCACUUCCCCCAGUCAAAGCUGGACUCCCCAGGGAAACUGGAGCCUGAUAGAUCAGAUGACUCUUCUAGUUGUACUGAUAUUCAAAUCGAAGCUUUUUCUUCACCAGAAUCAGAUUCAUGGAACAGUUCCAGUUCAGACAUCAUAAGAGAUCUUCUAGAAGAAGAGGAAGCCUGGGAAGCAUCGCAUAAAAAUGAUCUUCAGGACACAGAAAUCAGUCCAAGAUGGAAUCGUCGCACAAGAUCAGCUGAAAGUGCUGAGAUGGAGCCAAGAAAUAAGCGAAAUAGGAAUUAGCGUGGGCUUCUGCCAACUUUCCCAACAUAGUGAUCAGAAUGUCGUACUUUGUGUUGCCAAAUAGAUUUCAUAUCCAUCUCAUAUUCAUACUCAUAAAUGCCCAAGUGAAGAUGCUGAAUUCUAAAUAUUGUGGUUAACUGAUUUUCAUUCUUUUCUGCCUUUCCGGGGAAAAAAAAAAAUUUACAAAACAUCCUCACCUCCUGCCUCUGAAACAUCUCUCUCUAAAAUUAUGGACAUCUGCAAAGCUGGUGAACGUGGCAAAGUGUUUUUGUUUCUAAAUUUCAGAAUUUAAGCCAUCUUCCUUCUCUUCCCUGGAGAAACCAACUUCAGAAAAGGAUUCUUCAACCUUUCCACCACAAGGAGCAGUUGAGGAGUUAAGAGCCUCCAUGUUUUUGGAACGGCAGGAUGUCCUACUCACAUUCUUGGCGUGUGUAAGCACCUGAUCCUGGAUGCCAGCAUAGCUGCCUGUGACCGCAGUCACCUGGUGGUUAUUGCCCAAGUUUAAUGUGGUCGCUCGUUAGACCUGUGUCUCACACAUUCUCGGAGUAGGAUGUUACUAUUGUAAUUUAAAGCCACAAACAACAACUUUGAAACAUUGGGCAUAUUCUUCGGAAAUGGCACUUAACAAUGAUUAGUUAGUCUUUCUUUUCACUUGGGUAAAUCAAAUUUUUAAUACUUUGAAUCCCAGCUAUUAAAAAAGAAUGCAGUAAAUGGAUUUUAUAAAUGAAUAAACUCUCUAUCAACUUAAAAUAAUGUGCUUAGACAGUACCCUGUGAAUAGUUGAGUACAAAUCGUUGCGAGGGGUUGGUCGGAAAUUAUCCCUGUGCCAAAUGUCCACCAGUUCCCGCUUCCCCCAGAGUUCCUCGUGCCUCUCUCUGGCAUGUCCGAGUCGCCCCUACUCCCAGCCCCUGCCACCGCCCAACCCAAACACAUCAACUUUCAAAUAACGUGACAGCAAAGUGACAAUGUUACGACAACAAAUUUAUGAAUGUACCAGGGACUUUUGUGACUUCCCCCUUCCAAAGAAUAUCUCCAUUGACUUUGGCUUUUUGAUAUGUUUUUGGGUUUCUGGAUAACGUGUAGAGUUUUGUUAUGACUUAGAGUUCAGUGUUUCACACUUAACGGCCAUUUAUUUUCUUUAUAAGUCCCUUGAGCUUCAAAUGUUAUAUAAGAAUUUGUCAUAGUCAUUUCAUCUGCUAAAAAUCAUGAGGGAUGCAUUAAGGAAACUAAAAGCAGCGCCACUCACUGAAUCUAUCAAAGGAUGUGAUAUGAGGUCAGUGAGCAAUAUCAAACAAAAUAGGGUUUAACAUUGAUGUGAUAUUUAUGUCACAGAGUUGCCAGAAAUUAUGCUAAAAUGAAAACUGCUUGUUUUCAUUAAAAAUUACACAUCUGCUAUAAAUUAAACGAAGUAAUUACU
This is a messenger RNA of Equus quagga, 2988 nucleotides long. It is a transcript of the gene RAD18, whose product is annotated as RAD18 E3 ubiquitin protein ligase. NCBI's taxonomy places the organism in Eukaryota, Metazoa, Chordata, Mammalia, Perissodactyla, Equidae. The transcript is spliced from 13 exons. Gene Ontology annotation, cellular component: nucleus; Rad6-Rad18 complex. The coding region runs from base 33 to 1571 and encodes 512 amino acids. The record is from RefSeq and is a predicted model, not a curated record. Gene Ontology annotation, molecular function: ubiquitin protein ligase activity; single-stranded DNA binding. Gene Ontology annotation, biological process: protein monoubiquitination; DNA damage tolerance.